AUGGAUGACUAAAAACAAAAACUUUUUGAUUCAGCAUAGACAUUCGAUUAGGUAUAGGGUUUGAGAUACAUCGACUCAAUAUUAACAGAAGAAGAGGAGGUUUUCAUAUUCAAAGAAAUAUAUCAGAAUGAGUGGAAUACACAAUUAAAAAGGAGAACUUAACAUUAUGGAUACAAGUAUGAUUAUUCUAUAAAAUCUAUUGAUAAAAAUAUGUUUUUAGGAGUGCUACCUAAGUACGCAAUCAAUUUCUGCUAAAGACUGAUAGAUGAUAAAGUUAUAAAAGUUAUGCCAGAUUAAAUGAUUAUUAACGAGUAUUUACCAGGUUAGGGUAUCAAUCCACAUAUUGAUAAGACUGAUAUUUUUGGUGAAACAAUCUUUUCUGUAUCACUUGGAUCUGGCUGCAUAAUGAAAUUAACUUAUGGUGAGACAGAAAUUGAUUUAUACCUGAAAAGAAGAAGUAUACUGAUCUUAGAAGAUAAAGCAAGAUAUUUAUUUAAGCAUUCAAUUCCUUCUAGAAAAUCAGACAAAAUAGAUGGAAAGACUAUUUAGAGGAGUACAAGAGUUUCUUUGACUUUCAGAAAAGCUUUAGUUGAUGCUUGA
This is a messenger RNA of Tetrahymena thermophila SB210, 600 nucleotides long. RefSeq names its product 2OG-Fe(II) oxygenase family oxidoreductase. Gene Ontology annotation, molecular function: oxidoreductase activity; demethylase activity. The transcript has a single exon. NCBI's taxonomy places the organism in Eukaryota, Ciliophora, Oligohymenophorea, Hymenostomatida, Tetrahymenidae. The record is from RefSeq and is a predicted model, not a curated record. Gene Ontology annotation, biological process: oxidative demethylation.